CACGUCUCGGACUUGCAAUUGGGUUUCCUCUGCCAUUGACCUUGCUCUACAUUAUUUUUCGUCUCACCGAUGUCUACAAUGCAGUCCUCGACAACCGAUGAUAAAUUUCGUGGCGCCGUAGUCGAAGAUUUGCAGUUACCGCCAGCCUUUGCCCUACCUUCAACCGAAGUCAUCUCACGCGCCAUCGAGCUCGCCUACGACCGUGAUUUCUCCCAUAUUCCAGUCCUGGAUCGCGAUAGAAAACCUCUAGGAUAUCUGGAUGUUGCGAAGCUGAAGCAACAAUGGGAAGCAAGCAAGGCCAACCCGGACGACCGCAUUAGCCAGUACAUGACCAAGUUUAAGCGAAACACGACGGAGCCGUACACUCUCAUAACGCCUGCCACCCCUCUAGCCGAGCUCCAAGCUUUUCUCCAGGACAAUAUAUUUGCUCUAGUGACAGACUACCAGCGCAAAUUCGUCCUGGGCAUCGCUACAUCCCAGGACUUGGAGAACUUUGUUUCACGAAGAGGUUUCUGAACAGGAAUGAAGCACUAUGCGUAAUUGCGCUUGUUGUAUAUAUCCUAGACAUUGUUCACCAUUUCUAUAACAUUUACGCACGGAUACUCAUGCAAAGCUAUAACCGAUUCA
Molecule: messenger RNA, 627 nt
Organism: Guyanagaster necrorhizus
Lineage: Eukaryota; Fungi; Basidiomycota; Agaricomycetes; Agaricales; Physalacriaceae
Exons: 5
Coding region: 79-516 (145 amino acids)
Source: RefSeq, a predicted model, not a curated record